UAACGAUCCAUUUCGAACUGGGAAUCAAAGAAAUGUCGAAACAACAAGAGCUAAAGAAGAUAUUGAAGACACUACUGCCCAAGGCAGUAACAGGGGCACUGACAUUUCAGAACCACCCGUUCAGCCCAAGGAGGGAUCACCAAGUUGUUCACAAAUAUCAUAAACAUGGUGGUCCGAAGGGAUCAAUAAUGAUGAUUCCCGAUGAAGCUAGAAGAAGGAGAUCCAAGUAUGGAAGCUCAGGCAAUGGAAGUACCAGAUCUCUUGAACCCACUUCACCAACCGUGUCGUGCAUGGGACAGAUCAAGAACAAGAAGCGCCAGCAUCGGCAACGCGUUAAGAAAGCCAAAUCCAAGCGUAUAACGCUCCCCAGUAGUGUACAGAAAUCGAGGCCACUUAUCAGAAGUGUGUCGAAGGCUAAGAAUAAGAAGCAAACGUCGACGUUUAGGAGGAUAUUCUGGAGAGAUCAGAGGAAAUCGUCCCGUGCUGCGGAGGUUGACGGCGGAUCAGCCGCCGUAGCAGCGCCGGAACUUAGCCAGAUGAAGCGGUUUGCAAGUGCACGUGGCGCUUUGGCUAAUUUUGAUUGGAAGGCUCAUGUGGUGGCGCCGGAGGAUGAUGAAGACGAUGAGACCCUAAUCUCAUUCUCUGAGCCCAUUGUAGCUUUGCAACCAAAGACAAAUUAA
Neltuma alba is the source of this 680-nucleotide messenger RNA. RefSeq lists its product as uncharacterized. The transcript has a single exon. The coding region runs from base 33 to 680 and encodes 215 amino acids. Lineage: Eukaryota; Viridiplantae; Streptophyta; Magnoliopsida; Fabales; Fabaceae. The record is from RefSeq and is a predicted model, not a curated record.